ACUUGGCCGUUUGCUCACCCAGGGCUUGAACGAGGAACUCCCUUCACUUUUCUCCUCUCCUGGUCAAAAUAUCAACAAAGAAAUCUGUCUGCAUUUCUCAUAAUUUUUGCUGCCAUGGCAACAUCUUAUCUUCUCUCUUCACCUUCAUCUCUUAAUUUUAUUCCCAAAACCCUAAAUUCAUCUUCUCUUCUUCCUCUCAAAAAUCACUCCUUUCUCUCACUUACUACAACACCCACAUCCCCAAAUCCUCAAAAAAGGCUCAUUUUUUGUCAAUCCAAGAAAAAUGAUGAAAUUGUUGAUGCCCCAGAUAGAUUAAUCUCAGCAAUUUGCUAUUUUUACCCCUUUUUUGAUGGUGUUCAAUAUGGAAAAUAUGUCAUUACCCAAUUUGCCCCUCUUCAACUCAUUAUUCAACCUUUAGUUCCAGCUAUAAGGGUGUUUAAAAGCUUCCCUUUUAAUGGGAUUUUGGUGUUUUUCACUCUUUAUUUUGUUGUUGUGAGGAACCCUAAUUUUAGUAAAUAUGUUAGGUUCAACACUAUGCAGGCAAUUGUUCUUGAUGUUUUGCUGAUUUUUCCUGAUCUUUUGGAGAGAAGUUUUAAUCCAAAAGAUGGGAUUGGUUUGGAUUUGUUGAUGAGUUUGGAUAGUACUGUAUUUUUGUUCUUGUUGGUGAGUUUGAUUUAUGGGUCAUCUUCUUGUGCUUUGGGUCAAGUUCCUAGAUUGCCUAUUGUUGCUGAAGCUGCUGAGAGGCAAGUUCUUUAAUAAACACAAUUCAUUUUGGUAAGAUUGGAUUUUUAAGUCUUUAUAUGCUUCCCUUGUUACAAAAUUGUAUCAAAUUAAUUAUAUACUUUGGAAUUGUUGAGUAGAAGGGUAGUUUUUGUGCUUCAGAACUUUUGGUGCACUGUACUCAAAUGAUAUUAUGAUAUAGAUGAAUAGAAUUUAGAAUGAUGAAUAUUCCUUUCAA
Messenger RNA from Beta vulgaris subsp. vulgaris (sugar beet), 958 nucleotides. Its product is annotated as protein TIC 20-v, chloroplastic. The coding region runs from base 115 to 756 and encodes 213 amino acids. The record is from RefSeq and is a predicted model, not a curated record. The transcript has a single exon. NCBI's taxonomy places the organism in Eukaryota, Viridiplantae, Streptophyta, Magnoliopsida, Caryophyllales, Amaranthaceae.